AACACGCUUUCUUUCAUUUCGAGUCCCAAUUGUUUGUCCGAAUUUAUCAUCCCUUCAUCUCCAUCUCCUUCUCCUCUGCCUAUUUAUUCUUGUUUUCCCAUAAUUUUUACAUAAAUAACCAUUGUUAACUGAAUCAUUUUAUGGAGGAAAACUCCAAGGCCUCCGAUCAGAAUCAAUUCCAGGCCAAUUUCCAAAUCCCAUUCGAUUAUUUUGUAUCCAAGAAACACCAGGCAAUUGAGAGCGGUUGUGUUCUAGGUUUCACUGAUUCAUUCGGUAAUUUUGUGUACGGAGUCCAGCAUUUAUCCCACAAAUCAAAAGAUCGUCCACACUGCAUAAAGCUUUUUCUCGAUGCAUCUGGCGAUACCCUCUUCUCCAUACACCGAGUAAAUAAGGGUUCAUGGCAAUGUUUUAGGGGAAAAGAGAGCAGGGAGGAGGAGCUGAUAUUCAAAGUAGAGAGGACAGUGGAUGGAUUUACAAGAACUGAGUUUGAAAUAUCACUUAGUGGUGAAAGUAAGGAAGGCUCAAAGAUUGAGCUCAAGAUGAAAGGUUCCCCUUUCAAGAGAUCCUGCACCAUUUACAAAGGCGAUUCCAUAGUUGCCGAGACUAGCCUCAUGCAUAAGCUGGGGAUCAAGAAAAUGUUUAUUCCAAGGAGCCGAUUUCGAGCAACUAUAUUUCCUGGAUGUACUGAUCACAGUUUAGCUCUAGCUCUUGUUGUAAUAUUUUUUGAUGGAAGAAAACUUUGGAUAUGAAUAACACACAUUUGUAUCCUAUUCCACUCUUCAUUUAUGUGAAAUAACUAUCCAUUUGAUUUGCUGCAA
Messenger RNA from Olea europaea var. sylvestris, 818 nucleotides. RefSeq names its product protein LURP-one-related 7-like. The coding region runs from base 141 to 749 and encodes 202 amino acids. The record is from RefSeq and is a predicted model, not a curated record. The transcript has 3 exons. Lineage: Eukaryota; Viridiplantae; Streptophyta; Magnoliopsida; Lamiales; Oleaceae.